This is a messenger RNA of Exophiala xenobiotica, 2215 nucleotides long. RefSeq lists its product as uncharacterized. Gene Ontology annotation, biological process: amino acid transmembrane transport. Gene Ontology annotation, cellular component: membrane. Gene Ontology annotation, molecular function: amino acid transmembrane transporter activity. The record is from RefSeq and is a predicted model, not a curated record. Lineage: Eukaryota; Fungi; Ascomycota; Eurotiomycetes; Chaetothyriales; Herpotrichiellaceae. The transcript is spliced from 3 exons. Bases 218 to 1993 code for a protein of 591 amino acids.
AGCCUCGUCAAUUCUACCAAUAAACUCCACUCCACAAGUGGCCGCUUACAAUACUGUUCGUUGAUUGGCAUGGUUACACUUCGCAGCUCGCCGAAAAGCUCGUGUUGCCCCGUCCGUUGAUGGCCCUUAUAACCUGGAAGUUGCCAUGGUGUCGCGUGCACAUUUCCUCGAUGAGCGUUUUCACUUCCACCUCCCAUCCUGGUAAAAUAUACUCACCAUGGCCGACCCAAGCAUCAUGAAGGAGAAAGAUGUCGAGUCGGAUCCAGGGAGAUCGAGCUAUUCGGCAAACCAUGGCAAGAUUGAGUUCCCCAGGGCACCUACUACUUGGGGCCGCUUCGUCGACAGUUUCAAGAGAAAUCCAAAUGCCCGCAUGACCACAAAAGCCAUCGAUGCCGAUGGCAACCUCCUCAAAGAUCAGCCUCCCGCUGAGCCAGCUUUGCAGAUGGUCUUGAAGGGACGACAUCUUCAGAUGAUAGCGAUUGGAGGUUCCAUUGGUACGGGCUUGUUUGUUGGUUCUGGAUCUGCUCUGGCCACUGGUGGUCCUGCCUCAUUGAUACUCGCAUACGGUCUGAUCGGUAUAAUGUUGUUUUGUGUUGUCCAAGCGCUGGGCGAAUUGGCUGUGGCUUUUCCUGUGGCCGGAGCAUUCUCCGUCUAUGCUAGUCGCUUCGUGGACCCGGCUUGGGGCUUUGCAAUGGGCUGGAAUUAUGCCCUUCAGUGGAUGGUUACACUCCCUCUCGAAAUUGUGGCCGCAUCCCUCACCCUUCAGUUUUGGUCUGGCAGCCAAGGCGUCAAUAGCGCCGCGUGGGUCACAAUUUUCCUUGUAGCUAUCAUUAUCAUCAACUUCUUUGGCGUCCGAGGCUACGGUGAGGUCGAGUUCGUCUUGUCCAUCGUCAAGGUCAUUGCAGUCAUCGGGUUCUGUAUUCUCGGAAUUAUCAUCGACACCGGCGGCGUUCCCAGAGACGACCGAGGCUAUAUCGGAGCUCGUUACUGGCAGGAACCUGGUGCGUUCAACGCUGGAUUUAAAGGACUCUGCUCGGUCUUUGUGACAGCCGCCUUCUCAUUCUCAGGCACGGAGCUCGUCGGUCUGGCCGCAGCUGAAACUGAAAAUCCGCGCCUGACCUUGCCGACUGCUGUCAAGCAGGUCUUCUGGCGAAUUGCAUUGUUCUAUAUGGUCUCACUUACCAUUGUCGGCGUUCUCGUGCCAUACAACGAUCCCGCCCUUCUCAAUGGCACCAGCUCAGCCGAUGCCAAUGCUUCACCCUUCGUUAUCGCCGUCCGAAAUGCCGGUAUCCAGGCAGUACCCUCCAUCAUGAACGUCGUCAUUCUCCUCGCGGUUCUGUCCGUUGGGAAUUCCUCAGUCUAUGGCUCGAGCAGAACCCUAGCCGCCCUGGCAGACAUGGGCCAGGCACCAAAAAUUCUCGGCUAUAUCGACCGAUCGGGUCGCCCACUCGUUGCCAUUAUCGUAUCUUCAUCUCUCGGAUUCCUCUGCUACAUCUGCGCAGCGGGUCCGGACACUACUGCUGAAGCUUUCAACUGGAUGAUAGCUAUCAGCGGGCUUGCAGCGAUUUUUACAUGGGGCACUAUUUGCCUCUGCCAUAUACGGUUCCGAAAGGCCUGGCGUCUUGCUGGCCACACCCUCGACGAGCUGGCCUUCAAGUCCCAGGCUACUGUCUAUGGGUCAUGGCUCGGGUUGAUCAUGAACUGCUUGAUUCUGGUCGCACAAUUCUGGACUGGCUUCGCUCCUGUCGGGUACGGCGAGAUGACGGCUUCAGAGCGUGUCAAGGGGUUCUUCGAGUAUUAUUUGGCGGCACCCAUCGUAAUCGUGAUGUACGUCGGAUACAAAAUCGUACGCAGAACCAAGAUUCGGAAGAUUCAUGAAAUCGAUAUCACAAGUGGAAGACGGGAGAUGAAUCUGGCGGAGAUCCUGGAAGAAGAGCGCAAGGUUCAGGCUACCUGGCCCUGGUACAAGAAGGUUUGGAAGACAAUUUGCUGAGUGGUCGUGUCGAGACUCAGCAUAUUGUACACUGGAUUGGGUGUACCCUACAAAAAGUGCUUUCCUUCGUUGUACAAUGAGGACGAUACUACUUCCUAAUAGCCUGUCGGCGAGGCAGGAGAAGAAAAAUGGCAUAUGUCUGACAUAACACAUUCCGUUAUAAUGUAUGGACGAGGCCGAUGCCCAAUGCCCUGUCAGGCUACCGGUUUUUAUCACACCAGG